AUGUUGACUUACGUUGGCACCCCUGACAACCGCCGCCAACUUCACGGCACAGCGGCAUACGCUAACGUUACGUUAGUUAUGUUUUGAACUGUUUGUGUACGGCAUACGGUUUCUUAAAUAAAAGAAUUUCGUAUUUUCAUCAAUGGAACGAACUUUUUUGUUUCCGUUGACAAUCGGACAACGGCUUUUGUGUUAUUUUUAUGUUAUUAAAAGUGUUUUCAAGUGAUAAGUGUCCGUUGAUAAGUAAGUUAGUGAAAGUUUGGUUAUGUUGACAGUUGAACUCAUUAAAGCGGUUGAUUGUAACAUGUUUGGACAAAAAAAUGUGUGAUUAGUAUUUAUCUCAGAAUUCACGUCACAACAAAUCUGACUCGUGAAAUGCGUAUACCAAACAAUCGUAUCUUAUCAAAUCAAAUGAUUGUGCAAAUGAGAACAGUUUAUCAGUGGCGUCAGUCCGAGGCGGGCUACUGCGAGGUCUCCGGCGCCAGAGCCCUACCAUUGAGCACGUUGUUGCAGGCCGCACUCGACACGCCGGCGCCGCACCGAGUGAACGUCGGGAAGGAAGCGACUCACGUAACUAUCGUUAGUGAAUAGAGUGCGCGAAGUCGAUCGUGACGUGCAAUGCCCAGGGCCCAGUGCGCCCCGCUACCCCUCACAGGGCUAUGGAGACCCUCCUCGAUAAGUUCAAGAGGGAGCAAAGUGGUCUACGACGUUCCAGAUCCGUCCGCGCUUCCCUACGACUGAUAGGCAACCGCUGGCGGUCCAAAGACGAGGACACUACAGAUGACAUCGACAAGAUCAAAACCAACGGAAUAUUAUUCACUAAGCCCAUCUGGACCGAGAAGGACUACGACGUAGCGUAUACGGGUAUCGAAGGAACGUAUAAACCAAAGACACCUGCCAUGGCGAAGAGAAAAGCUGAGCCACCAAAAGUGAGGAAGAAGAGUGGAGACAUUGACUUGAGUUUGAAGCCGCAGCGACCAAAGAAAGUGGAGAAAAAGUUUAGUGAUUUGUUUUCAAAUAAGAAACAAAAGAGUGUGUCGGCUAAGGAACUAAUAGUGCCGGAGAAAAUACCACCGAAAGCUGCGGCUAUCUUACACAUACAUUCUCCUGAGAAUGAUAAAAUGAAGAAGAAGUUAAAAGGGAUGGGGAAGUCGGAAUCUGCGAAGUCGAUGGCGGAGUUGAUGUCGAACAAGCGCGUGCGUCGAGGAUCGGAGAGUGACAUGUGUCCGAGCCAAUCACGUGGUUGUGUGAACCCUGCGUUUGUGUACAGCACGCCGCCAAAGGACAGGAAGAUGCCGAUGUCACCCACCGCAUUUCUGAAGCUUCAGUACGGCGCUCUACUCGAGGGGUGCGGGGGGGAGCUGCCGUCGCUGAGCGCAUGCGCCCCCCACCCCCCGCACCUCGACAAGGCAACACGUCGGCAACAGAAGGACGCGCGAGCGCAACAAGACAAAAUCGCACAAGUUAACAUACACUUACACGCACUGUUCGCGGCCGUGGAACAUGGCUACCUGGACAAGGCGCGGAACAUUCUGGAAUCCACCGAUGUCGACGUCAACAGUCUCAAUGCUGAUGGGCUGUCACCGCUCGAUGUGGCCGUUCUUGCAACCAACAGACAACUGGCGAAAAUGCUCAUGGAAUUCGGUGCUAAGGAAGGAACGCAAUUCAAGAACUCAGAUUCGUUGGGAACUCAUCUUCGGCGACUGGCGCGUGAAGCAGAGUCCAAGUUACACGAGGUGACAGGCUGCGCUCCUGAGAGAACCUGCCGGGAAGAUGCAUGUACCAGGUCUUCGGCUGCCAGUCAAGCAGCGGGUACAACGGGAUGCGCGGGCGGCGCUGGUUCCGAGAAAGACAAGCAAGCGCAACAUUGGGAAAGGAGAGUGAGAACUCUUAAGCGUCUUGUAGUGGGUUGGCAACAGACCCGAGUACCGCCGGCCCCUCCACCACCAGACCUUGAGGUGUGUGGUGCUCAUUCCGUGUCAGUAAGACUGAAGGAUACCCGCGCCAUGCAAGCUGUUCCGAAAGACCUACCCAUCAUUACUAAGUAUAAAGUGGAAUGGUCAUCACGUGCGGACUUCUCAAACGUAUGUGGGUUUCGUGAGGUAGCGGCCUCAGGUACCAACAGUGGCACGAGAGUGCUAGCUGCGGGCCUGACGAGAGGUCGACGAUACUUCUUCAGAGCGGCUGCCGGAAAUAUCAAGGGAUGGGGAGCUUAUACCGUCUCAGUUCCCAGAAGUGUUGUUCCUAGCAGUUGGCGCGACGUAAGCACGCGGGGCACUCGCUCGUCAUGCGGCGCGGGCGGCGCGGCGGCGGCUCUAGAGGCGCUGUCGGCAGCCGCCGCCACCGCACGCGCUCGCCCUGCUGCGCACCACGCGCGACUGCCGCGCAAGAAGACUGCAACUAUAAGACAGCUCUUCACUGCGGCUAGCAAGUUCCAGAAGAAUCUUAGACGAGGCGUAUACCUAGCGUGUAUCUUGUACCAUGAGGACAAAGUGCUGGUCACCAGCGAAGAGUUCCUGCCAGUCAUCGAAGUGGACGAGACCUACCCCACCUGCAUCUACACCGAUUUCCAUUGGCUCAUGAAGGUGUCGUGUUCAUGGGACGACGUGAAGGCGUUACGGUCAGACAUGGAGAAGCAUACGUCGUCCUCCAUACACUUCAGACUCAAGCUUCUGACGGCGGCCGCUCAGAUGCAGUCUGCGUUAUGCAUACAGGAUUUAGGUCAACUAUACCACAAGCCGCUCCGAGACUCGCACGGCACCAUCGUCCUGUCGUGCGUCAACAGCGUGAAGUCAGUCAAGUCGGUGUCGGCGCUCAACUCGCGCUGGGCGGCCGUGUCCCGACUCCGGCGGAGAGUGCUCAGCGAGGAUAAUACGAUAGGAGAACUGCUGAUGGCUUCGGUUCAUGAGCAGAUUGCUUAUCAUCAGGUGUCUCGCGUGCAACUACCCCGUGGCUUGUACCUGGGCUACCUGAAGCUGCAGUCGUCGGUGGAAGUAGUCCGCAUCGUGGCGCCAGCGCGCACACCCAACGUGCCGCCGCACACACGCGUCAGGGACAACCCACAUGUUUCUGCAGAGGAAUGGGAAUACCUAAAGAACCAAUCAGGCAAAUGCGACGACUCGCAGCCAAUCAACAGCCUUGCAAUCAGCGGUCAGGAGCGGCCCUCAGAAUCUCAAGAAAUGUUCCUCGACCUCAUCGCAUCAGGCGCACGAAGACUCUUCAAAGAGAUGGAGAUCCCCAUAGAAAGCGUAAUAGCCCACCGAAUAUACGACCUUGAAGUAGUCGAACUAAACAACGACGUCAGCUUCAUCAUGAUAUGUCCCCCCGCUGAACAAGCCUGCUCAGUGCCGGGACAAAAGGAAAUACUCCUACAGAAAGGCGAUCUACUCAGCUUACCAAUCCAAGCAUUCGAAAUGAUUCACCUACAAACUUAUCACACAAACAUUCUGAACAAAUACUCGAAACUCAGCUGCGUGCUAGAACUGGAUGUAGCUCUAGCCGCCCACUCUCAUAGAGAAGCGUUUUCUUGCACUGAACUACAGACAGCCAAAGAGAGACUAACCAAACUAGAAGAUCUACAGAAUAAUCUAAACACAGUAUGGAAAGCUGAACGAUGGCUCAUGGACCUCAUAGGUUUCGCGAGAGAUAAGGACAAAGCUGCACCUAGUUCUGGUAUAGUGCUCAAAUAUAUUCUGGACAAAACACCAUCGCAACCCACUGAGAAUACUACAGAAGUUAAUGAGACAGAUAGCAAGUUUAAAGAUUUCCUUCAGAUACCUUCAAGAGAUGGCAAAAUAACUAAAACCUCUCCCGGUAGAGGCUCAUGGCCAGGGCCCGCUGGGAACGGCAACCAUGCCAACCUACAUCCAGAGUUCAGCAAAUCUGAACAACAGUUGAGCCUAUCCCCUCGCCAAACAUCUGUAUCUACACUAAACCUUUGCAGUUCACAAUUCUUAAACCCAGAUAACCACAAAUUUCCCAGAAAAGGCAGUGCCGACUCCCAGUACACGCAAUCCAGUGCAGUCAGCAACAAUUUCAUGAGCAGUAAUUCCCAGUUCGAUAUAAAGUCAUCAGGAGGCUCUCACAACAGUAUUGGUAGCAAUCGCUUACCACCUUCCAGAAGUGAAGAUACUCUCGUACUUCAGAACGAAAAUGUAGAACCGAAGCCGAGGCCUCACAGUAUUAACGCCAGUUCAACCACAUCGAGUCCUCUGUUAACUGUAAAAGGCUAUUAUCCUGGCAGUAUGAUUAGCGUUAGAACGUCGAAAGGAAAUGUUUCAGAGUCCGCCCAGAGUCUCUCGAGUGAUUCCGAGAGCCAGACCUGUCCGAUAACGUCAGUUCCUUUGAAAGUCCGUCCUCAAGGGAAGCAUUAUAGGAGCCCUUGUAACGUCAUUGCUUCGAAGAGUAUGACGAAUGUGAAAGGAGAGGUAGACUUCACGGAUACUGGGCAAGAGUAUGCCAAGUCCAAUUUGUGCGUCAAACGUCAGCCGUUGUUGGAGACGCAGGAAGACGCAGAGUAUAACAAUAAAGUUCCAAAGACUGAUGAGAGGAGGGAUAGUGAAGAUGUGAAGGCGCCGGAGCCGCGGACACCCGACCAGGCGGGGAUACUGCAGGUAUUCGCUGCAUACGAAACCGGCCUCGCGGCGGGAACAUCGCUCAAGCUGCACGUGACGCCGCGGACGUCAGCGCGGGAGGUCAUCGACCUCGUUGUCAAACAACUCAACAUGGCCGCCGUUCUCAAAGGAAAAUCAGGACCCGUUUACGGCCCUGAGAAACUACAAGACUUCUGCUUAGUUGCCGUCAUAGGUGCCCGUGAAAGAUGCCUCCGAGACGAUUUCAGACCGCUACAACUCCAAAAUCCAUGGAGAAAAGGAAGAUUGUAUGUCAGGCUCAAACACGAUGUGUUGGCAGCAUUGCAGCAUUCUGCUAAACAGCCCGCGUAUAUUUGAAAAGGUUUUUUACUAGGCGAGGGAAUAGAGAUAUUGUUUUGUGGCAUAAGUAGGAUUUAUUGUUGGAACUGUUUAGUCACCGUAGGAAGGUAGUUAGUGCUUGUAAAUAAGACUUGUGGAAAUUGUUAAGCCGUCUAAAUAACUCACCGCCUACAGAGAACUAUGAUUUCUGCUAAAACUUAAUUGCCUGUCCAUUGAAGUCAGUUUCGAACAUAGGUAACUGUUUGGCUAAUUAUCUAUCAACAUUAAAAAUAAUUGUUAUAUUUUUUAAUACUUUCUACAGUGACUAGCAUUUUAAUUCCUUUCAUUUUUGGUGCCAAUUCUGAUUAUGUUAAUGCUUUAAAUAGUUAAGUAAAAGUUGUGAGUAAUAAUAGUAAAUAUUUAAAAACAGAAUUUAUGGUGCUUUUCACUGUAAAAUAUUGUCGCUUUAACGUCUCUAUCAGAUUUCCAUGAAUUAUUUGUUAGACUGGUAAAGAGUUUAUGCUUAACGAAAUACCUAGCUAUUCCUGUUUAGAUGAAUUUCUUCUUGUCGUGCUGUUUCUGUAGUUCUAACGAUCAAUUUAAACUAUCUUAGGUCGUAGACUCAAUCGUUAAUCUAAUUCCAAUUUCAUAGAGAAUCAUUCAAAAUUCAUUGUUGAAAAUAAAAGUAUUUUUUUGAGUUGGUAACAUUGUCAUUUAUUACUUCAGAGUGGAUAAAGGAAUUAUCAAAGUGCCUCAUUAUUUCCAAAAAAAUAUGUAAUUCAGAUAAAGUCAUAUCUCAGAGGUAAACAGGGUUACCUACAUUUUAUUACCUAAUCCAUGAUACACGUAAUAUUUUUACAGUCUUUAUCUAUCUAUCUAUGUGAUUUAAAAGCAAUAAAAUAUCGAACUCGAUGAACUAACUCUGACUUACCUACAUUAUUAUCGAUCUUCGUUAGAUAUUCAUCGAUAUUUUUUUACCACCGCAGUAAAUUAUAAAUUAUAUAAUCUAUUCUACAUAAGCGUCAAUGUGGUUAGAGAAUCUAUGCAAUUAUAAAAAAAAAAAACAACAAUUGUUAUCGAAUAUAGUGUAGAAUUAAGUGUAAAUAAUUUAAAAAUAAAAAAUAAUCUAUCUAUCAGUAUAAUGAAUUAUGUAGAUAAUAUUUUGAUAAUUUUAGUACUUAUGUGAAUGUUCAGAAGUUAUUUUGUAAAUAACUUGUUUUCACUUUUACGUCGUAAUUCUCAUUUUCAUGGUGGCAAUGUAUUGAUUUACCUAAUCCUGAAUAAUAAAUUGUCUCCGAAAAUAAAAUGCAAAAAGAAUUGGCCAUUUUAUUUUAAAAUGAAUUUGAAAUUAGGUACCUAUUUAAUCUCAGGAUUAGGUAGGUAUCUACAAUACAUUUUAUAUAAUACUUUUUAGAUUUUAUUACUAUGUCCACCCUAUGUUCUGUCGCAUUAGUUUUUAUUACCUACAUAUUAGUUGAAUACUUAGAUCUCUUAACAAAAUAAUUUGUUUACUUAUUUAAAUUAUUUACGAGUAUUAUCCUAUUGACAUGAUUGUGAACGGACUGAACGGCUGUUUUUGUUUGUUUUAAACAUAAUACUCAAAACUUGUCUAAUUUACAAUAAUUUUAUUGUACUGUAAAUGUAAAUUCUGUAGUUAAUCGCUGUACAAAAGGGAGUGUAGGUAAAUUAAAUCAGAAUAUAUAAAAAAUAUGUAAAAGAAAUUAUCAACGAUUCGAGCCAUAAAUAAAAGAUUAUAUUGCAAUUUUGAAUAAAGCCUAACUGAAUGUCUUAUGAUAUAUAAAUAAUUUAAAGUUUUAUUUUAGAUUAUAUCAUGUAUGUAUUCACCCUAUCUGGUGUUGUACAUUAGAAAUUAGCGAGAGUGGGGUUAUGAAAUGAUGCACAAAAAUAAAUGUAUUUCAAAUCUU
Helicoverpa armigera (cotton bollworm) is the source of this 6835-nucleotide messenger RNA. RefSeq names its product wide awake (gene wake). Gene Ontology annotation, biological process: signal transduction; regulation of establishment of bipolar cell polarity; establishment of mitotic spindle orientation. Gene Ontology annotation, cellular component: spindle. The record is from RefSeq and is a predicted model, not a curated record. Gene Ontology annotation, molecular function: protein binding. Lineage: Eukaryota; Metazoa; Arthropoda; Insecta; Lepidoptera; Noctuidae. The transcript has 16 exons. Bases 660 to 4949 code for a protein of 1429 amino acids.